Thalassophryne amazonica is the source of this 2244-nucleotide messenger RNA. It is a transcript of the gene iba57, whose product is annotated as iron-sulfur cluster assembly factor IBA57. The transcript is spliced from 3 exons. Gene Ontology annotation, molecular function: protein binding. Bases 102 to 1154 code for a protein of 350 amino acids. The record is from RefSeq and is a predicted model, not a curated record. Lineage: Eukaryota; Metazoa; Chordata; Actinopteri; Batrachoidiformes; Batrachoididae. Gene Ontology annotation, cellular component: mitochondrial matrix.
CAUGCGCUUCAGCAGUUUAGCAAGACAAGAUAACACAAACUUCAAAGCGUCGGUUGUUUGGCGUGUCAACUUUUACUUCACCGUAUAUUUUCGGUUAUAACAUGGGGGCUUUGUAUUUCGCCCGAGCAGCGUCCGCUGUCGGCGUUCACUUUAGAAACUCUCCCCCUCGGUAUUUGUGUGGGAAGUUGUUUGGCUGUGCUGCAGCUCCGGUGAAGUGUUUGAAGCAGUUCAGCUACGAGUCGAGUCUCUAUUACUGCUAUCAGCUUUCUCACAGGACUUUACUCCAGAUCCGGGGCCAGGACACGAAUCCGUUUCUUCAAGGGAUUAUCACCAACGACAUGGAGCUGCUUGAGGAGCGCAGAGCCAUGUAUGCACACAUGUUAAACGUGCAGGGGAGAACGCUUUACGACAUCCUGCUGUACAGCCUGAAAGGUGAAAAUGCAGGACACGGUGUUCUCCUGGAGUGUGACAGCAGCAUGAAGGACUCAAUCUUGAAACAUUUGAAGAUGUAUAGAAUCCGCCGGAAGAUCAACGUCAGCUCUUGUCCAGAGCUUUGCAUUUGGGCAGUGCUCCCCCAACAAAACCGCGCAGAUCAGGUGGCAAAUAAGCCUGAGCUGUCUUCUCCAGAACAAGCCCAUGUAUGGGAGGCUGAUCCUCGAACCCAGAAAAUGGGCUGGAGACUGGCAUUGGAUAAUAAUGUAGACCCUGCAGAUGUCAUAGCAUCAUGUCAGCAAGCUGACACAGAGGACUAUCACAGACAUCGCUAUACUAUUGGUCUACCUGAGGGAGUCAAAGACCUUCCUCCUGGGGUGGCAUUACCCCUAGAGUCAAAUCUCGUCUUCAUGGAGGGCAUCAGUUUUAGCAAGGGCUGUUACAUCGGCCAGGAGCUUACAGCAAGGACUCAUCACACCGGGGUGAUUCGGAAGCGCCUGAUGCCAGUACGCUUGUCAGCUCCAGUAAAAGACCUGGAGGAAGGAGCACCAUUGCUCACACAGUCAGGGAAACCAGCUGGAAAGCACCGAGGGACGAUGGGAGAGUUAGGUCUCAGUCUAAUCCGCACCGCUUAUGCCAAAGAGGUGUUGACGCUCAAAUCUGCCGAUACCACGAUCACUUUAGAGGCCUCUGUACCUGACUGGUGGCCUCAGUCCCCUUGAAGUAAAAGGGGACUGUCACAUAGUUGGCUAAAAUGUACCAUGUCAUACUUCUUGUAAACAAGGGGGUAUGUUGCACUUUCUACCAUUACUGUGGUAUUGUUUUUCUUUUAAAUAUUGUUGGCUGUUUCCCAAAGCAGAAAAUAACCAUAAAAAUGUUGCAAUUUAAUAAAUGUGCAGCUGCAGGAUAUUACGACUGUUCAGUUGCGUGGGUGGUUGUGGAAAAAAUAUGUACAAUGGCAAUAAAAAACAUUUAUUUAGUACUUUUUUUUCUCCAAGAUACAUUCUUCACAUUCAGUGACACAUAAGGACGCAGGAUGCGUCGGGUACAACGUAGUGGUACAUUUGCCAGGUGUCAGUGACAAAUCUAAGCUAAUUAGCAAAGCUAACUUUGUGCUAGUGGAUUAGAUUUUCAGCUAACCUUAAAAACCACGAGUGGACCAUCUAGCUUCCACUAAAUUUAGUUCCAACUUUGAGUCCAUUAAAUUUUUUUUGUAAAAUAAAUUUUAACUAAAGUCUUCGUUAAGCCUAAAAUAAGCAAAAUCGUGCAAAAGCAACAAGCGUCACAUCAAUGAUGGAGGAGCAGGUCAAGGCAGAGUGACUGAACUGACUAGAUCAUUAUUUUCUAUCAGUUUUUAUGUUGUAUUCAUUAUUUGUGUAAUACUUUCUAUACUGUGAAUUAACUGUUGAAUGGAAAGUGUUUAAUUUCAUUUGUUCAUGUAAUUAUGUGCAUCUUGAUCAUCUCAUCACAGCGUGCGUAACCUUUUAAGGGGAAACCUCCAUGUUAAUGCUACAUCAUUAAAAUUUCAGCACAUUGGGUCAGUUUUUACAGAAGCAUAAUGCAUUCACUUGAGAAAAACAAACCUAUUUUACUGAAUUCACUGAGUUUCUCAUUAAUUCAGAAAAUUAGGAUUUUUUUUGCUAUGAUUUUCUAAAUCAUCUUUAUCUCGCCUACAAACCAAGCAUUUUGUUCUGAAUUGAGUUUUUUUUUUAAUCAGGUUAAGUCAGAACAACCCUGAAUUAACCUGAUGACUCAAAAUCCUGCCAGAAUCACCCAACCUACGAUGCAGCUAAACAAUUAGAGCCAACAGGG